CUAUCGGCAUCGAAGGCAGAAGGAUUUUGGAACCAACAUAUAGCUAGUGGACUAUUGUCUGCUGAGUAGGAGCUUCCCUCCCUAUCUUCUCGUACACAGGCUUCUUUAGCCACUACUGACACACGAUGACUUUAUUAAACUCCCUGCUGGCCUUGACCAACUUCAGGUCACCAUUCUUGCGUACUCUGGUCCCCAGCAUUGGACUUGCAUAUGCUGUCCAAGCCGGUGUUGCAGUUCCCAGUAUCUUCUUCCAGACGGAGAGGUUCUACGAUCUUAGUGGAUCAUUGACCUACCUGUCAUGCACGGCACUUUCUCUCUACCUGCCUACACUGAGAGCUAGAGCUGCGGCCGAGACCGUCUCUGCCGGCACUGCAGCACUCCCUCAGUUCCCUAGCUUGUUGGCUAGUCUGGUCAGCAAGGGUGGUGUCCAAGCGUGGAACUGGAGACAGGUUGUUCUCAGUGCUGCUGUAGCCAUCUGGGCCACCAGACUCGGUACCUUCCUCUUCUCCCGUAUCACCUCAGAAGACGGCCGUGACUCUCGCUUUGACGAGAUCAGAAAAUCUCCUCCCAAGUUCCUCGGUGCCUUCUUCGCCCAAGCCACCUGGGUGUCUCUCUGCCUCCUGCCCGUCCUCGCCCUUAACUCCGUCCCCGCUACUACUCUUUCCGCCCUCCCCUUCCUCACCCUCACCGAUGUCAUCGGCGUUCUCCUCUACGUCGGUGGUCUCGGCUUCGAAGCCACCGCCGACAAGCAAAAGAGCCAAUGGAUGGAGGAAAAGAAGAACAAGAAGCACAAUGAAGAUUUCUUGACCAGAGGUCUUUGGGGUAAGAGCAGACACCCCAACUACUUUGGCGAGAGCACUCUGUGGACUGGAAUCGCUACCGUUGCUGCUGGUGUGCUCAUGACCAAUGUUGGUCAGUCUGGUAUGGGUUUCAGUGGCAGUCUUGGUGCUAGAUUGGGUGCUUUGGCUAUGGCUGGUGUCAGCCCUGCCUUUGUCACUUUCUUGUUGUUCAAGGUUUCGGGUAUUCCUCUUAGCGAGAAGAAGUACGACAAGAAGUACGGUGACCGCAAGGACUACCAAGAGUGGAAGAAGAACACACCCAUGUUCUUCCCCAAGCUCUAAAAGAGUGGAGCUUGUAGAGGUAUACUUGAGUAUCCACAACUAGCCUUCUUGGAAGAUUGCAUGCCAUCUACCAAGAGUUUCACGCAAUUUGUUGCUCGAAAUGAGACGCAUGGCACCCACAGUACAUUACAAGGUCUCGACAAAUGUAGACAGAUGUUUGCCUUUAAAAGAGUGUAGUGUUUGAUUAAUGCUUAAUGGUUUUGUCGUGGUCGCGUAACGCUUCGUGUCGAUAAUUUUUUAUGUGCACCUCAAAAGUUCCAAGCUCACAAGCGGCGGACCGUGAAACAAAAGAUUGACCAGCAAGAGUACACCAUUCGAUCGAUCAAUCAAUCUUGGCUCCAGCCAGGCCUCUAG
Messenger RNA from Aureobasidium subglaciale EXF-2481, 1475 nucleotides. RefSeq lists its product as uncharacterized. The record is from RefSeq and is a predicted model, not a curated record. NCBI's taxonomy places the organism in Eukaryota, Fungi, Ascomycota, Dothideomycetes, Dothideales, Saccotheciaceae. Bases 126 to 1121 code for a protein of 331 amino acids. The transcript has 4 exons. Gene Ontology annotation, cellular component: membrane.